Messenger RNA from Filobasidium floriforme, 1685 nucleotides. Its product is annotated as Six-hairpin glycosidase-like protein. Lineage: Eukaryota; Fungi; Basidiomycota; Tremellomycetes; Filobasidiales; Filobasidiaceae. The transcript has 3 exons. Gene Ontology annotation, biological process: carbohydrate metabolic process. The record is from RefSeq and is a predicted model, not a curated record. The coding region runs from base 209 to 1546 and encodes 445 amino acids.
GUAGAGUCCCCAAAGUAUCUCUCUUCUGUUCUUGCUCGUACACUGUAUCCUUUAUUCAUCCUCAACGUCUACACCUUCACAUACCCGCCUCCUGAAUACCAUCUUGCCCUCGAUCCCCGAUCCUACCAGCCUCAUUAAAAUUCGCCCCGACCUCAUCAAAAUCAACUCAUCCACUGCCAAACCGAAUCGUCGGACUACGAGCUUCAAGAUGCUCCUCACCGCCUUCCUUAGCACCAUCCCCCUCCUAUCGCUGGUCUCUGCCGAACCUCUCGGGGUCGCUCCACCAAGAACGUUCGAAAAGAGGCAGGUAGAGCUCAGUGGGGAGAUGAUCGACAAGGUCAGGACGUUGGCUUAUAACCUGAACAACAAGAGUUGGGAAAACGGAACCCUCGCCCAAGCGAUCAUCGAAUUCGACUACCCCUCCUUCAGCCCUUUCAACACCUCCCACACCCCACCUUCCACUACUCCUUCCCUCCAAUCCUCCGUUCCGGACCCUAUCAUCUCCCUCGCCCGGGUCACCCUGGAAAACCGUCCUACCGCCCAAAACGCCGACACCCUAGAUAAUCCGUUCCGGGGGGGCAGGUUGUUGGAGGAUGGGAGUUCGGCGGAUCCGGCGAGUUUGGGGGUGGCGGUCUUGUUAGCCGGAACGAGUGAGAGCGUGGGAGGGGAUGUGAUCGGAGGGGUCAAUUUCUCGGUCGCUGCGAGGGAAGAGGUCGAGUAUCAGCUUUAUAACGUGCCCAGGACCUCGGAGGGCGCCAUCUCCCACCGAGCCGCGGAAGCUCAGCUCUGGGCCGACUUUAUGUACAUGGUACCCCCCUUCCUCGCCUACUACGGGUUCGACACCGCCAACCAAACCCUCCUCCAGAUCGCAUACGACCAAUGCCGGCUCUAUCGUGACGCUCUCCAGGACAAGGAUACCAAGCUCUGGCGCCACAUCGUCGGAGGGGAGGGGAACGGGAUAUCCGAUUCCGGUCUCUGGGCUACGGGGAACGGAUGGGCUACGGCGGGCAUGUUACGUGUAGCUGCUACGAUCCGACGGAGCGAGUUUAGCGGGGACAUGGAGGAUCAGGUCAACGAUCUCGCAGCGUGGGUGGGGGAGAUUGUCGAUGCCGCCAAGUCCCGGGUGACUUCGUCAGGGUUGGUCAGGAACUAUAUAGACGACCAAUCUUCUUUCCCCGAUACUGCCGGAUCUACCAUGCUCGCUUAUUCCGCCUUCCGACUGUCCACCAUGGGAUUCACCAACGACCAUACGGGGUUCGCCAAUCAGGUGCAUUCUACCGUCGUAUCGCGUCACUUGGCUGAUAACGGGACCUUGACGGACGCAGUGGACCCCUUGGUCUGGGACAGACUGGGGACGGCGGGAUCACCAGAGGGACAGAGUUUCGUACUCUUGAUGCAAGCGGCGUAUAACGAGUACAGGACCGCGGGAGGAUCCGAUGAUACCGAGGGCAAGGACGAGUCCGGUGGGGUAGCGUUGGGCAUCAAGGGUGCUUGGAUUGCGCUCGUGGCAGUCGGUGUUGCGCUCGUCGGCGCAUGGGUCGCUUGAUGGAAGGCGGACUCGUCUGAGUUUCGAGGUUGUGCUAGGAAAAGAAGGAAAGUGCUCGCUCGCUCUUGUAUCGCAUUCAUAAUAGAUGAAGUUUCUCUGUCGAUGUCGUGCUCGCUAUGAUAUUGCAUUUCCCGCUUGA